This is a messenger RNA of Linum trigynum, 1119 nucleotides long. NCBI's taxonomy places the organism in Eukaryota, Viridiplantae, Streptophyta, Magnoliopsida, Malpighiales, Linaceae. The record is from the annotation of a GenBank genome assembly.
AUGUGGGGGAUCGUCGGACAAAGAGUUUUCCGCCAUGGCUCCUCCGCUAUGUCACUGCAGGGGACUCGCCCUGCGUUUCUCGCGUCAAGGAGUUUCUCCUCCGCAGCUAAAGAGAUGACUGUAAGGGAUGCUCUCAAUUCUGCCAUUGAUGAAGAAAUGUCUGCGGAUCCUAAAGUCUUUUUGAUGGGAGAGGAGGUUGGAGAAUAUCAAGGUGCAUACAAGAUCACCAAAGGCCUCUUGGAGAAGUAUGGUCCUGACAGAGUUCUUGAUACUCCAAUCACCGAGGCUGGCUUUACUGGUAUUGGAGUUGGCGCAGCUUAUCAUGGGCUUAAGCCCAUUAUAGAGUUCAUGACAUUCAACUUCUCCAUGCAGGCUAUAGAUCAUAUCAUCAAUUCUGCUGCAAAAUCAAACUACAUGUCUGCUGGGCAGAUUUCUGUCCCUAUAGUCUUCAGGGGCCCAAAUGGUGCUGCUGCUGGAGUGGGGGCUCAGCAUUCACAGUGUUAUGCAUCAUGGUUUGCUUCCUGUCCUGGCCUGAAAGUCCUUGCUCCAUAUUCAUCAGAAGAUGCCCGUGGCCUUAUGAAGGCUGCUAUUAGAGAUCCAGAUCCAGUUGUCUUCCUUGAGAAUGAGCUUUUGUACGGUGAGUCGUUUCCAGUCUCAGCUGAAGUUCUUGAUUCCAGUUUCAGUCUUCCCAUAGGCAAAGCUAAGAUUGAAAGGGAAGGCAAGGAUGUAACUAUUACUGCUUUCUCAAAGAUGGUCGGUUAUGCUCUCAAGGCUGCUGAAAUUCUUUCUAAAGAAGGGAUAAGCGCAGAGGUUAUUAAUCUGCGAUCUAUCCGUCCCCUUGAUAGAGCCACGAUCAACAGCUCCGUCAGGAAAACUAACAGACUGGUUACUGUUGAAGAAGGCUUUCCUCAACAUGGAAUUGGUGCUGAAAUCUGUGCGUCAGUAGUUGAGGAUAGCUUUGAGUAUCUUGAUGCGGCCAUUGAGAGGAUUGCCGGAGCUGAUGUUCCCAUGCCAUACGCUGCAAACCUAGAGAGAUUGGCUGUCCCACAGGUUGAAGAUAUUGUCCGUGCUGCCAAGAGGACUUGCUAUCGAUCAUCCUCAUUGGCCGCAACAGCAUAG